This is a messenger RNA of Phascolarctos cinereus (koala), 1691 nucleotides long. It is a transcript of the gene HTR5A, whose product is annotated as 5-hydroxytryptamine receptor 5A. Gene Ontology annotation, biological process: positive regulation of MAPK cascade; adenylate cyclase-activating adrenergic receptor signaling pathway. Gene Ontology annotation, molecular function: G protein-coupled serotonin receptor activity. The record is from RefSeq and is a predicted model, not a curated record. Lineage: Eukaryota; Metazoa; Chordata; Mammalia; Diprotodontia; Phascolarctidae. Gene Ontology annotation, cellular component: plasma membrane.
AUGGACUGGCCUUUGAACUUCACCGGCUCCUUUCUCACUCUCCCCUCCCCCUUCCCGAGCAAUGGGAGCAGCAGCCCUGAGAAUCUUAGCCCCAGUCAGCCCCCACUCUCGAUCUUUGGCGUGCUAAUCCUCACCCUGCUGGGUUUACUGGUGGUGGCGACCUUCACGUGGAACUUGUUGGUCCUGGCCACCAUCCUCCGCGUGCGCACCUUCCAUCGGGUACCCCACAACCUGGUAGCCUCCAUGGCCAUCUCUGACGUACUGGUGGCAGCUCUGGUCAUGCCCCUGAGUUUGGUGCACGAGUUGUCCGGACACCGCUGGAAGCUGGGUAGGCGUCUGUGUCAGCUGUGGAUCUCCUGCGACGUGCUGUGCUGCACUGCGAGCAUCUGGAACGUGACAGCCAUCGCCCUGGACCGAUACUGGUCUAUCACCCGUCACCUAGAGUACACUCUCCGGAUUCGCAAGCGCAUCUCCAAUGUCAUGAUCACCUUGACCUGGCUGCUCUCAGCAGUCAUCUCCCUGGCCCCUCUGCUCUUCGCCUGGGGGGAGACCUACUCCGCGGACAAUGAAGAGUGUCAGGUGAGCCAGGAACCAUCCUAUACCGUCUUCUCCACUGUGGGCGCCUUCUACCUUCCCCUCUGCGUGGUGCUCUUUGUUUAUUGGAAGAUCUACAAAGCUGCCAAGUUCCGCAUAGGCUCCAAGAAGACCAACAGCGUCACGCCCGUGCCCGAAGCCGUGGAGGUAAAAGAGGCCCUCCACCAACCUCAGAUGGUAUUCACUGCUCGUCAUGCGAUGGUGACCUUCCAGACUGAUGGGGACACAUGGAGGGAAAAGAAAGAGAAGAAGGCAGCUGUCAUGGUGGGCAUCCUUAUUGGAGUGUUUGUGCUUUGCUGGAUCCCAUUCUUCAUCACUGAGCUCAUCAGUCCCUUCAGUUCCUGCAACAUCCCUCCCAUCUGGAAGAGCAUUUUCUUGUGGCUUGGCUAUUCCAAUUCCUUUUUCAAUCCUCUAAUCUACACAGCUUUCAAUAAGAACUAUAACAGUGCCUUUAAGACCUUUUUUUCUAGGCAGCGAUGAGAAAAGGGAAGACUGGGAAGAGAGGCUGAUGAUCUCCUACCCUACCGUUUAGUCACACUGAGGACCUCUGAUCAUUAGUAGUCAAGAUUAUCCUGGGUUUCCAACAAAUUCCAAAGAUCUUUCCUCAUGAAGGUCUGACCUCUUGCAACUCUUCAAUUGGAAACUCUGAAGAAGGAAAGAGCCCUCUCCUACAUGCAGGGGGAGGUGGGGCAUGGCAUACUCCCUAUGACGUUUCCUUUCCUUCCUAAGACCCCUCCCAGAGUGAGAAUGAGUGAGUGAAAAUGACUAAACAGGAUAGUUUCAGCUCAACACACUAAUUUGUAUAUUUCCAUUUGCAAGGUUUUUCUUUAGUUACUUUUCUAUGGGAAGGGAGAAGCCCAGAAAAGUACAUCAGUCUUAGAAAUAGGUGGCACCUCAAAGUCAUCAGCCCAGGUGGAAGCCGCUAAAUUUACCCAUGAGUUUCUGUGCCCUUUAAGGGCCUACCUAUCCCUGAGAGACUGUAUGUUCUGUUCUGUGUAUUUACAAAAACACAAAAACAGAAACAAAAGACUCACCUGACUUUUCACAGAAACAAGCUGAAUCAAAUGCUACCUUUCAUUUUUGAAGGAACUAAUAUU